Messenger RNA from Blastocystis hominis, 2444 nucleotides. RefSeq lists its product as hypothetical. The coding region runs from base 1413 to 2444 and encodes 343 amino acids. Gene Ontology annotation, biological process: amino acid transmembrane transport. The record is from RefSeq and is a predicted model, not a curated record. The transcript has 5 exons. NCBI's taxonomy places the organism in Eukaryota, Bigyra, Opalinata, Blastocystidae. Gene Ontology annotation, molecular function: amino acid transmembrane transporter activity.
UCCUCCUACGAACUCAUCACGGUAAACAAUAAUCUGGGCGCCAAGCGCAACAUCGGAAGAGGUAUUAUCCACACAAACAACGAUUACGCGCGCAUGUGUUACAUCGGUCUAGGCAAGCCCGGCUAUUAUCUCUUCAACUUCGCGUUGCUCAUGACAUUGUACGGCGCCUGCAUCGGCACCAUGGUGGUGAUGACCGAUUUCCUGGCGUCUCUGCCCAUCAUGACGUCCAACCCUACUGGCAAGCGCUAUCUAAUGCAAUCACUGCUCACGGUGGUGGCGAUCGUCCUGUGCAUGCUGAAAGACCCGUCGCUGCUGGUGAGCAUCUCCUCUCUGGGCCUGGUGGCGCUGGUGGUGAGCUACGUGCUGCUGUUCAUCUACUGCUUCACGUCCAGCAAGCUGAGCUGGGAGACGUCCUAUUUGUACCCGCUGUCGCUGCGCGAUUUCCUCAACAAUUUCGGCGUCUUUGCGUACUCCCUCGGCUUCACGCUCUAUCUCUUCUCCCAGCUCGUGCGUCCCGCGGGGAUCCUUCUCUCUAGAAACAUCUGCGUCGCGCUUACCGCGGUUCUGCGGUGCAAACGAUCGGCGUGUCGCUGCUGCUGAUGGCGGUGAUCUACGCGUUUAUCGGGAUCGUGCUGUUCCUGCUGCUGGAUAAAACGGACAAGGGCGUGCAGGGCAACAUCCUGGCGUCCAUUCCCGAGACCCACAUCUUCAACAUCAUCAUCUCCAUCUUGAUGGUGAUCACGUGCAUCGGCGGCUAUCCGCUGUACAUGGGCCCGAUCCACGAGGUGGUGGAGGGCAACUGGGGCGCGAUGACGGCGAACAAGUACUUCAUCACGAACAAGAACUACAUUCUGUUCCGCACCGUGGAGAUUCUGCUCAUCUCCGUCGUGGCCGCCAUCUUCCCGUUCUUCAGCGACCUGCUCGGAUUCAAUAUCCUUUAAAUCAAUGAAUCAAUGAAUGAAUCAAUGAAUCAAUGAAUUUGGAGCCCUUCUUGUGGAAAGGGCGAUUAGCGACUUAACGGCACUCGGCAAUUUCUCGUCGGUUUUGGUGGCGAUGGUGCUGCCUCCGAUUCUGCACAACGUUCUGAUGGGGAAAGUGCUCAAGAAGGGAGUCGUCAUGGGCAAUUGGAUCUUUGCGGGUGUUUCCUCCAUCGUGAUGGUGGUGUGUACAGUUGUUUCUUUUAUCUCUUUAAUCGGAAAGCUGAAGCAGCAGUUUGCUUAGUUUGGUGUGUUUAGUGUGUUUGUUCCAUACACACAUUCCGUCAGAUAUGAAUCUGUAGCUCGGAUUUGGUGUAUCAUGCAUAAGUAUCAAAUUAUUAUCGCAUAAGAAGUGUCGAAGAAUGGGAAAGACAAUACACUCAACGGUGGAAACGGAGUUUGGUUCCACGAUUUGUACUUACCAUUCUUUCCUAAAUGGCGACCGAAAUUGAAUUGAAAAAGGUGGAAACGGAAGAAAAGAAGCCCGAAUUAGGGAGUAACAAUAUGCUUCAGAAUGAUGUGGACGCCGUGGAGGAUAUUAAAGUGCAAGCAACUCCAGUGGAGCCCACAGUCGUUCAAGAACCUGAUGGAACGUUGACAGCCACCGCUGUGGCAAUCAACCUAAUCAAAGGAUCGAUCGGUACAGGCACAUUGGCCAUGCCACUGGCCGUGAAGAGUGUCGGGCUUGUGCCAGCCAUCUUGCUCUUUGCUAUAGUUUCACUUGUAUAUAUGUACACCGCAAAUGAGCUCAUCACGAUCAAUAACAGCCUUGGCGCCAAGCGAAAUAUUGGUCGUGGCAUUAUCCACACAAAUAAUGACUAUGCACGUAUGUGUUACAUUGGUUUGGGCAAGCCUGGCUACUAUUUAUUCAACUUCACGCUUCUCCUGAUCUUCUACGGCGUCUGCAUCGGCACCAUGAUCGUGAUGACGGACUUCAUGGAGUCGCUUCCCAUCCUGUCCUCCUGGUCCAGCGCGAAGCGCUACAUCAUGCAAAUCCUGCUCACCAUCGUGGCCAUCCUCCUCUGCCUCCUCAAAGACCCGGGCGUGCUGGUCCGGAUCUCCUCGUUCGGUCUGCUGGCGCUGAUCGUGAGCUUCGUGCUUCUCUUCAUCUACUGCUUCGCCUGCGGCUCGUUCCGCUGGCAGCCGGCCUACCUGGCGCCGCUCUCCUUCAAGGCCUUUCUCAACAAUUUCGGCGUCUUCGUCUACUCUCUCGGCAUCACGCCGCUCCUCUUCACCCAGCUCGUCGGCUCCGUCCCUCGCGUCAAGCGUAGAGGCAGAUGCAGCGCUCGCAGCGCGGGAAAGCCACCAAGACCGUCGCCAUCUCCAUCGCCGUCAUCGCGGGGAUCUACGUCGUCGUGGGGGUUACUCUGUUUCUCCUGUUGGAUGGAACCGAGGGCGGCGUGCCGGGGAACGUGCUGCUGUCGCUGCCGUCGGGACAUGUGUUCGGCAUCAUCAUUUCGAUUCUGA